AUGCUGGCAAAAGUCGACAAAAGCUCUGGCCGACAACGUCGACGGGUCCCGAUCACGUGCUCCAACUGCAGGCGGCGUAAGGUCAAGUGUGACAAGCAAAAGCCCGCCUGUGGCGGGUGUGUACGUAAUGGGGUCGCCAACCUGUGCGAGUACUUGCAGCCACAUUGGACUUCGGCCAAUGGCUUGAACUCGAGCCCCACCCCCAACACCGACCGUUCCCAGGACAUGAAUCAAGCCUCACAACUAUCCGAGCUAAGCCAGUUGAAAACGAGUUACGAGCGGAUUAUCGGCAACCAGAGAAAGGAAAUCGAGGAUCUCAAAAGGCAUCUUUCCUUCACCACUCAACUUACCACCCAACAGCCCCAUGACGACACCGGCGAUAGCCCCGUGGAAGUGUUGGCCAAGCUUCAUCCGUUGGCCGAUAGAAACAAGGACUCCUUGGAGAUCGAAGACUGUGUUAGUUACUCCAUCAAUUUGGAAGCCCCCAGGUCUAAGAAAUCGAUAAACCCAUCCGACACCAGUGAAAUCCAUUCGUGGAUCAGUAUCAUCAUGUUGGACCCCAAGCUCUCGGGCUUGUGGCUGAGGAUCAAUAACAUGCAGCGGAUAUAUCAUAUGUACAAAUCGGCAAUGGUGAAGAGACACGCAAACUCGAGAAUAACUGAAAUCGACUUCACGUCGCCAGGUCCUGCUUGCCACAUGCAAAACACAGACGUCAGUACUGCUUGUCCCGUAUCUGCUGGGUCCACUGAAUCCAUGCCCAAAAAGUGCCCGGUGGUGCUGUGUGACUUGAACUUUAUGAAUGAGUCGAUGAUGACUAUCCCUAAGGUCAGCUCCUUGUCGGCUGUAAAGCCGGUUGUCCACGAGUUCCUGACGGAGGGCCUCGAUGAGUUUACAAAAGGCGGCAUACGCUAUACAAAAAUGGUACAAGAAGUGUGGAGGCCCGUGGUACACAGUUUGCGAGCCAAUAAACCAUUAAACUCAACUCAACUCCAGUUCUUACUUGACUUUUACUUUAACCAGAAGACCGUCGACACAUCUCGGGACUUGACGGUGCUAUUUAAGGACGAAAUAGAUGAGAUCUACAUUUCCAAGAACGGUCGUCUCAUACUUAAUAUGGGGUUAGCGGUGCCGGGUGAAGAUGAUGCGGUCCUGAUAAAUAAGUUUUUGUUGAAAGGAGUCUAUGUGUGUAUAUUGAUGCUUAUUGUCGAGGAGUCACUAGACAUCUUGAAACUGAGCCACCAACAGUCGUUGCCUCCUGACGUGGUGACAAAGUUUCAGGCUCUUUUUCCCGAUGAAGUGAGGUUUGCGGGCCUAUCGUAUAAUGGCAGCCAAAACUUGAAUGCGGUGCAGAAGUACUUGGACAACUCCUGUUCUUCAAGCUCCAAUUUUUUUCUACUCAACCGGUCAUUGGUGACGUUAACAUGCAGAUUACUCUUGUUGGAUCGGGAUAUUAUGAACAAUGGAAGAGAGGGAAAUGAAAGAGGUGAGACCGAACGAGCCAUCAUGUUCAAGACGACGUUGGCAAUGGUAUUCGACCUUGAAAACCCAAUACAAAUAUGGAAACAGCCCACACAGAUUGUCCUUCCCGGUAACGACUCAAAGAAAAAGGUCAAGGACAUCCGGAUGCAUGCUUGUUUCCUUUGGAAUGAGUUGAUUCGGUGCUUGAAUAUCGUUUCUAGCUCGUUGGUUUCUUUUUCCAAGAGUGAUAGAGAGCUCCAGGCCCUUAUAGGACGGGCCCAUUCUCGGGUGGAAGAAGUUCAGGUUCAUGGGAACCACAUGAGGUAUUUACAAGGAUUGAAGUCCCCUCAUUUGGACAAGCUUAGCAGCAGUUUGCAAGUCAAUUACUUACUUUCAAAUGUUCAUCUUUUCUUUGCCAGAGGAGUCUCCAAUCUCUUGGGGGUGAAACUCACCAUGAAAGAUCUCGAUGAUUUGACGGGAGAAUGUGGAAGCUGGAUUGACGACGAAAGAUUAAAGAGACUAGCUCCUAUCAUUGAGUGGGAAUCCAAGAUCAUGCUUCAUUUCAGUAAUAUCUACACCACCUACGUGAUGUUUUUGCAGGUGGAAGAGAGCAAGCUAGAGAAGUUAAAAGAGAGUCUUAUAUCCACGAUUUUUGUGAAGAUCGAUGGUUACUUUAAGCUUUCAAAUCACAUUCUUGACCAGACCCUCAAUAAAGAGAGUCAGUACAUUUAUAAUGCAUUGUCCGAGUGUUUUGUUUCAGUGAUGCAGAUUCUUGUGGCUCUUUUGUUAAGAGUUUGCCUGAGACCCAAAGAGAAGAACGAGGAUUUGGUUAAACAGUUGUCAACUUUCUGUUAUUCCACCUCCAAGUCAUCCCUUAGAAUUGAAUCAGAUAUCUUCAAUCUCAUCAAAAAUCAAUUAUCCAACUCAAUCAAUAAUACUCUAAGAAAGUUGAAUAACGCCAUGACUGUAAACAAGAACCAUUCGAUGAAGCUCAACCAGCUUUGGGUAUUCUAUUCAAACCUUCUUGAAAGUUCAAGAAGGUUUUAUUCCAGUUAUAAUAAGGUUCAUGCCAAUAUUCCUGGGUUUAACAAGCUUAUGAACACCAAUUCCCCUAUUGGAGACUUUUCUAAGUGUCCAGUGGCACAUAUACCCGCAGUUACAAAAGCUCCUGGAAGAUGUCCUAUAGACUAUACUCAGUUCAUGAAAUCGUACAAGCGGAAGUCAUCUGGCGAUAGCCCUCAUCACCAGGAGCCUAUGGAAAGAGAACUUAAGCGUCUCCGAAUGGAAAGUGACUCGCCCAAGAGUACUAUUUCGCCUACAGACUCCAAUGGGUUUAUCGAUAGAGUUACCCAAAGUUACAUGGAUGACGAUCUAAUCAAUUCUGGUGGUUUCGAUUUCGAUAUCAACUUUAGGAACUUCUCAUCAUUGGAUAUCGGAUUCUUAAGUGAUUCUUUCGAAGCCUUGAGCCGAAGUGCAAGCACUGAUUCUUUCAACUAUAACAUUGAAGAAUCAUUCCAAUGA
Messenger RNA from Yamadazyma tenuis ATCC 10573, 2979 nucleotides. It is a transcript of the gene ZCF20, whose product is annotated as Zcf20p. NCBI's taxonomy places the organism in Eukaryota, Fungi, Ascomycota, Pichiomycetes, Serinales, Debaryomycetaceae. The record is from RefSeq and is a predicted model, not a curated record.